Messenger RNA from Melanotaenia boesemani (Boeseman's rainbowfish), 1764 nucleotides. It is a transcript of the gene tapbp.1, whose product is annotated as TAP binding protein (tapasin), tandem duplicate 1. Gene Ontology annotation, biological process: antigen processing and presentation of endogenous peptide antigen via MHC class I. NCBI's taxonomy places the organism in Eukaryota, Metazoa, Chordata, Actinopteri, Atheriniformes, Melanotaeniidae. Gene Ontology annotation, cellular component: membrane. The record is from RefSeq and is a predicted model, not a curated record. The transcript is spliced from 8 exons. The coding region runs from base 125 to 1450 and encodes 441 amino acids.
GAGGAGAAAGUGAAACUAAAAUGCAGCAGGAGUUUUGCAGGGGAAAACCAGCCAUUCAGACACACUUUAGUGCGUGUGUUGACAGUAAUAAAGAGACUUCAGAGCAGAGAAAAUACACCCAACCAUGACGAACUUUUCUACAAUUUAUAAACUGUCUGUGGUCGCUAUUACCUUCUUCAUCCAAGCUUGCAGCAGCAGCUGUCCAGCGUUGGAGUGCUGGUUCGUGCAGGAAAAGGCGGGUCGAGGUGGAGGUUUAACUGGAGCUACAACGCAGGAAAAAUCUUGGCUUAACAUCAGAAGAGACACACAAAGUUCUGCAGAGUCAUUGAAGGCUCCAUCUGACAUAAACCCUGAUAGAGUUUACUUUAUUACUGACCCAGCUGCUACUCUGUGCAACCAAGCACUCAACGCUCCCAGAGGCUCAGUGAAGAAGCCUCAGUGUGAGGUCAACCCCUUCCUGCCGCAGCCCUCCGACCUCAGAUGGGUUGCUACGCUGACAGAAUCUGCUCUCAGCCCCAUUUACCUCCAAGCCGAAUGGUUUUCAGCUUCCUUUCAGGGCCUCGAUGAGCAGCUGGGUAUUUCAACUAUAACCAGAGCUCCCACAGGAACCAAAGAGCACGAUGUGAUCCUGAGUGUGACCAGUAAAACCAUGUCAGCAAAGUCCAGACUCGGAGCACCAGUUACGCUGGACUGUAGCUUCUGGGCCGACCCUUCCUCGCCUCUGUCCCAGUCAGGUUUUGCUGUUGAGUGGCGCUACCAGUUCAGAGGGAAUGGACGACUUAUUCUGGCUUACGAUGGAAAGACAGACCGUUUGGCCGACACACAAGAAGAAGGGGCCACAAUGGACUUUAAGGGUUUGCAUGAGAGAGGAAAUGCAUCCUUGACCCUGCAGGAGGCCAAAGUGCAUCACUCUGGGACGUAUAUCUGUACGGUGUACCUGCCAUACCUGCUAGCUCAGGUGGUGAUGGAGCUUGAGAUUGUAGAACCUCCAUCCCUCUCCAUCCACCCCUCCCCUCUACCCCUGGCUGUUCCAGGUCAGACUUUGACCAUCCAGUGCGAGGCCUCCGGCUUCGCCCCCCUCCCACUGGAGCUGAGCUGGGAGUUUAAAGGUUCUGAUGGAAAGUCCAGGUCUCUGGGAACAGGCAGCGUUUCUGGCCACCGGCAGGCCUGGGACGGCACCUACAGCCAGAACGCUCGGCUGGAGCUGGACACGUCUAAACUGGACCUGGGCAGGGGAGGCGAGGUCACCUGUGUGGCCGUCCAUCCUGGGGGCACACGGCGAGCCAGCGUGACCCUCAAUGUGAUCGGGUUCAGCGGUCCCUCCAUUGAGGACUCGAUGGCGCUGGUGGGCGUGGCGUUGGUGCUCUAUGGGCUCAUCAAGUUUGUCUCAUGGACCUUCACUGGCUCAGGCUCAGAUGAGGCUGAUAAACAAGAUAAGAAAGACAAGUAAAGAUGAAAGAAGUUGGAUGACUGGAAGUUUUUAUGGAACCAUUGUUUAUUUUGAUAUCUUACAUGGAAUUCCAGCAGCUGUUUUCCAUCUUUUAUGCUGAUGUUUAUAUUUCUCCUUACAGCUGGUGUCACCGGUGAAGCUUGUAGAUUUUUUCUCAUAUGCAAAUCUGAAGUUGCUAAAUUCUGGGUCAGCUGGUAUUUUUUACUGUUUUAUUAUAUAGAUGUGCUGUGUAGUCAGAGAGAAUUUGCUAAAAAUGGCUUCUGUUCCCUGUAAACACGUUUUAUGUGUACAUCUUUAAAGUGAUGCAGCUGUUU